AUGCUAAAGUACUCCUCUGCAGUUCUUCUCUGUCUUAAAUUCUUAUCAGUUGCUGACCUGAGGGAUUGUGAAGCAGCAGGCAGCAAGUGCCAUCAACAAGCAGAGUGUCUAAAAGUCCAAAACAAUUUCACCUGUGUGUGUGGCGUGGGCUUUCAGGGUGAUGGUGUUCUGUGCAGAGACAUCGAUGAAUGCCUCAGCGGCCUGCACAGUUGUCAUCUGAAAGCCCGCUGCAAAAACACCCUUGGCAGCUACAGUUGUUUUUGUCUCAGUGGAUUCAUCGGCGAUGGCACUAACUGCCAGGAUAUUGAUGAGUGCCAAAAAGAAAAUGGGGGCUGUCACGCCAACGCACUCUGCAGGAACUUUGAGGGUGGACGACAGUGUAAAUGUAAAAUCGGUUUUGAGGGAAACGGUUUCAAGUGCACUGAUAAAAAUGAAUGCAGGAACCAAAACAUUUGCCACUGGAAUGCAACAUGCAGCAAUAACCCUGGAUCUUAUGUGUGCACCUGUAAUGCUGGCUAUAAGGGCAACGGGAACUACCUAUGUCUCGAUAUCGAUGAAUGCUCAGAGACUCCACGGGUGUGCUCGUCCUCGCUUGGUUACAAAGGCUGCAAAAAUCUGCCUGGUACUUAUCGCUGCACAUGCAGCAACGGCUUUGAAAGUAACGGACAGAGCUGCACGGACACUGACGAAUGCGCAAGCAACAUCUGUAGUCUAUAUGCAGACUGUUUUAACACAAUCGGGUCAUACCAGUGUACAUGCAACAGCGGUUUUGUCGGAAAUGGCCUGAGAUGUGUUGAUAUGAAUGAAUGCAAUGAGGACAAUGACUGUGAUCCCAAUUCUUUAUGUAUUAACAGGCUUGGAAGUUAUGAGUGCUCCUGUCAGGAGGGGUUUGUAGGAGAUGGCAGAUUGUGUGAGGAUAUUCAUGAGUGCGCAACACCAAACAUCUGCCCUCCUACCACUACCUGUGUCAACACCGGUGGGUCAUAUUUCUGCGACUGUGGCAGUGGAUUCAUCUUUAAUAACUCUCAGUGCCGUGACCUGGAUGAAUGUGCAGCAGGCCGUUGCAGCCCAUACUCUCUCUGCACGAAUUCACCCGGUUCCUUCACAUGCCAGUGUGCAGCAGGUUACAGGGGAGAUGGCUUCACAUGUACGGAUGAGGAUGAAUGUUCCAUUUCUACUCCAUGUCACUCCAAUGCCCUUUGCACUAACCUGCCUGGUAUCUACAACUGCACCUGUCAGGUGGGCUACUCUGGAGAUGGUGUGAUCCAGUGUGCUGAUGUGAAUGAGUGUCUUGUGGAUAAUGGAGGCUGUAGAAAUAAGGCUACAUGUGUGAACAACAUAGGCUCAUUCACUUGCCUAUGCCAGAAGGGAUUUAUCUUGGUCAACCAGACUCUUUGCCAGGAUGUAAAUGAAUGUGAGAAACAGGAAAAUUCAUGUGGUGUCAAUGAAGAAUGCAAGAACAUAGAUGGUUCGUAUGAAUGCCUCUGCCAGACUGGAUAUUACCGCCCUGGCGCCAACAUGGACUGUGUUGAUAUUGACGAGUGUAAAGAGAAUCCUUGCCAUGUUAAUGCGACAUGCCUCAACACAAUCGGCUCCCACAUUUGCACCUGCAAGCGUGGUUUUGCAGUCAAUGGCACACAGUGUGAUGACAUUGAUGAGUGCUCUGAGAUGGACACAUGCCAUCCAAGGGCACUAUGCAUCAACUUUAUUGGGGACUUCUUCUGCUCAUGCCAGCAGGGUUUCAAAGGCGAUGGCUUCUUCUGCGAGGAUGUGGACGAGUGCAUCCUCUUGGAUACUAUUUGUCCAGAUUUCUCAAAGUGUGUCAACUCCCCUGGAGCACAUAUUUGCUCAUGUUUGAAUGGUACAGUAGCUCUAAAUGACACUUGUGUGCCACCCAGUCUACGCUGUGACCGAAGGUGCCACAUUCAUGGCCUGUGCCACCACUCACCUACUGGACACCAAUGUGCGUGCGACCUGGGUUACAUUGGUGAUGGCCUGGCUUGCUUUGAUAUAGAUGAGUGCCAGAGGGAAAACAUUUGUCCUGAAAAUGACACAGAAUGUUUGAAUGUCCCUGGUUCAUAUUCCUGUGUUUGUAAACAAGGCUACAUUCUCAGUGGACUUCAAUGUGCUGACUUUGAUGAAUGCCAAUUCCAAAAUGGAGGAUGCCAUAACAUUGCCAGCUGCACAAACACACCUGGAUCUUUCACCUGUGUUUGCCCCAUCGGCAUGGAUGGUAACGGCUUUCAGUGCCAAGAUGUAAACGAAUGCGAGCAGAAUUCCAUCCUGCCACAUAACUGCAGUACCCAGGCUUUGUGCCGCAACACAUACGGAGCCUACAGCUGCCAGUGCCUGGAUGGAUACCGGGGGGAUGGCUUUGAUUGUGAGGAUAUCGAUGAAUGCCACGAGAACACAACUUGUAGCACAAAUACGAUAUGCAGCAACACCAUCGGUUCCUACACCUGUCUGUGUAUUGUUGGCCUGGUAUAUGACAAGGGGACAUGUGUGAACGAAGACCUCUGCCUGAAUACCAGUUCCGUCUGCCAUCCCCUCGCCGAGUGCAACUAUAAUCAGAGUUCCUUCUACUGCCAGUGCAAAGAUGGCUAUCAAGGCAAUGGCUUGGAAUGCUCUGAUGUGGAUGAAUGUGACCAAUUCCAAGUUCAAAUUUGCCCUACCUUCUCCUCCUGUUUCAACACUAAUGGCUCCUACAUCUGUGAAUGUUGGGAAGGUUUCCUUGACAAUGUGACACACUGUCAUGACAUUGACGAAUGUGCAAUAGAAAACUUCACCUGCCCGGAAAACAGCACUUGUAGCAAUGUGAAUGGAGGCUAUAAAUGUAUUUGUGACUCAGGCUUCUCUGCCAAUGGAUCCAUGUGCUUUGAUGUAGACGAAUGCUCUCUCGGGUUCAUUCAGUGUCCCAAUUCCUCCAGCUGUCUGAACUCAGUAGGAUCCUUCUUCUGUGAGUGUUGGGAAGGUUACCAAAACAACGGUCAUGACUGUGAGGAUAUUAAUGAGUGCCAGAACAACUCUACCUGCCCUGAAUAUAGCACAUGCAUCAACACUAAUGGAAGCUUCCAAUGUAUAUGUGAUGCUGGAUUUUCCCAUGUCGAGGACUCAUGCAUGGACACCAAUGAGUGCAAUGAAACUAAUCUCGAGAACAUUUGCAGCAACGGGGCAUGUAUUAAUGCAAUCGGAUCAUAUUACUGUGUAUGUAUUAGUGGAUUUUGGAGUAAUGAAACAAUUUGCGUAGAUAUCGAUGAAUGCUCAGACUCUCGCAACUCAACAGUGUGCCCGCCUCAAUCUACAUGUGUCAACAACCCUGGGUCUUACCGUUGUCCUUGCAAUGAGGGCUUUAUCUUCAAUGGCACUGAGUGUCAGGAUAUAGAUGAAUGUCAGGACUCAGUUGUUAGUCUGUGCCCUGAGCAUUCAUUUUGUAAUAACACAGCAGGAUCCUUCAUCUGUGAGUGUUAUCCUGGGUACAGUUCCUUUCAGCUGGGUUGUGAUGAUAUUGAUGAAUGUAAAGACAACACCUCCUGUCGCUUUGAUCAGGUGUGCACCAAUGUUCCUGGAACAUAUAACUGCACUUGUCCUUCAGGAUACCUUCAGGAUACCUUCAGGAGCAUGUGUGUCGACACCAAUGAAUGUGAGGAUUUACCUUGCCAUUCCUUGGCACGUUGCUGGAAUACGCCUGGUUCCUUUUCAUGCCAUUGCCCUCUGGGCUUCGCAGGAAAUGGCUCGUGGUGCAAAGAUGUGGACGAGUGUGUGGCUUUCACCAAUCCAUGCCAUCCUGUAGCUCGCUGCCACAACACCCCAGGGUCAUUUGUAUGUUUAUGCAUGCAUGGCUUUGUGAGUAUCGGGCCACUGUGUGUAGACCUUGAUGAAUGCCAACAGGCCAAUGGGCAGUGUCACUCUGCUGCCACCUGCUCCAAUCAUGUUGGAAGUUUCAAAUGCUCCUGUAACCAUGGCUGGAGUGCAACCAUAGACAGUGGUCAUGGAAAAGGAGGGUGUGUGGACUUUGAUGAAUGUGUCCACCCCGCAAUAUGUCCCGGGCAAACUUCUUGUACAAAUCUGCCAGGGUCUUACACCUGUUCCUGUCGAGAAGAUAAUAUAAAGUGCAACAUGACUCAGAAUGGUUAG
Messenger RNA from Phyllopteryx taeniolatus (common seadragon), 4134 nucleotides. RefSeq names its product fibrillin-3-like. Bases 1 to 4134 code for a protein of 1377 amino acids. The transcript is spliced from 3 exons. The record is from RefSeq and is a predicted model, not a curated record. Gene Ontology annotation, molecular function: calcium ion binding. NCBI's taxonomy places the organism in Eukaryota, Metazoa, Chordata, Actinopteri, Syngnathiformes, Syngnathidae.